This is a messenger RNA of Mucor mucedo, 1432 nucleotides long. RefSeq lists its product as uncharacterized. Lineage: Eukaryota; Fungi; Mucoromycota; Mucoromycetes; Mucorales; Mucoraceae. The transcript is spliced from 6 exons. Bases 172 to 966 code for a protein of 264 amino acids. The record is from RefSeq and is a predicted model, not a curated record.
AUUGUGAUAUUGCGGCUGCGGCUAGUCUUUGCAAUAGGAGGGCGACCUCCUAGGCAGAGUUCUUGAGUUUUUGGAACUCACGAACCGUGAAUAGCUGGGAUUGGACUGUAAAUAGGUGCAAUCAUACUGGUCUGCUGGUCUUCUGGCCAGAAUUCCUUUUUUAAAUUUAAAAUGUCAACAAUUUCCUAUUCAGAGAUGCUUCGCAGGGAGAAAGCAAUUAUUUUGGAAGCAAUGCAGGAAUCUACAAAUCGUUUGAAAGAAUGCUUUCCAAAUGUUACUGACGAAAAGAUUGGGAAUGAUCUCGCCAGACGAGUUCAAAGUGGUUUGCUCAGUUUCAAGGUAAAGCCUAGACGGUUUCAACCCUACUAUGCGUACCUACGUAAAUAUAAGGGUAAAGGUGCUAUUGCUGCAGCUAAGGAUUUUAAACAGAUGACCGCAGAAGAGAGGGAGCAUUGGAAUUCUUAUUAUGAACAAUCCGAACAAUUGUUGACUCCUACGGUGCAACGAAGUUUGGGUUAUCGCUUCCGUACUAGAACGGAUUACAGUAACUUUUACAGGUUAAAAGCUUUACUGGAAAAGAUCGGCCGGGAAUCAGAAGCCCAUGUAGUUUGUGCGGUUGUGAGAAAGGUAGUUGGGUACAACCGUGCCCAUUACGUGAUCUCGGGGACCGAAGCUGGUGAGGGUUUUUUGCAGGAGUACGAAGAUAGGAAUGGAGGUUCUCUCAGCUCCAACCUUGAGUAUUUUGCUGAGAGACACAAGAGUGUUGAGGAAGGACAAGGUCCUUCAUAUAAAGUGACCGAAAACCCCCCGGCUACUAAGCAAAAGAGGGUGACAACGUCAAAGCAUGACAUGCAAAGACAGGAUUUGAGGGAGGCUAUUCUUCUCUUGAUCAACGAGACAAGGGCAGGUAUCACUGAUAAAGAGAUAAAAGAAGUUCAGUGGUCCUCCUUUAAAGAAGCACCAUAAUUGGCUUUAUAAACAAUAAUGGAAAUAAUAAUCAAUUAAUUGUUGAUUGGCUAACACCAUAUACCACGUAUCAAGAUACACAGAAGGGUUUAAGAAAAGCCUUCAUCACUACUUAUGACAAGCUUUUCCCCCAUAAUAAAAAAAAACAUAUCACUGAAUUUGAUAUUAGUGCGCAGUAUCAACAGUCUCAAGCUCAAAAAAGUAUAAUCAUAGAUGGUAUCGACUCUUUGGCGGCUUCUACCACUCAUGCAAAGAAGAAAAUAAAACUCAGAUUGAUAUGUAGCAACACAGAGUCAGAAACAGGUGAAGGAUCAAGCUCCCAUUCAAAUUUGACAACCAGAUUAGAUGAAGGGUCCAGUUCAAGUACAGAUACAGCAUUCACCUCACCCCACUAAUUUAAAAAAUUAAAGAUCAUUUUGACCUCCGUGCAAGCUAAAUUUUGACGUCAAAUUUUCAUUUUACUGGU